UCUGGCUGGGCCGCGCUAGUCGCUCCAUCUUGAGUAGAUUAUAGCUUGUGAACGGUGAGUGCGUCAAAAAUCCGAUGUUUAUAGUUUAAAGUGUACAAAAUUAUUACAAGAAAUGUCUUCGAAUAAUCAGAAGCUAUCGACCACGCAACGUAUGAUACAAGCUGUGCCGUUCCCACCGAGUCAUAAGUUGACAGUGGCCGAAGUGUUCGAUCCUCGGACGGCGAAACCGCGACCGGACGUCCUGAAGCAGCACUUCAUAUUGGAAGGUCGCAUCGAUGAAGCGGCUGCACUCAAGAUCAUCAAUGAGGGCGCGCAUCUGCUGCGCGCCGAGAAAACGAUGAUCGACAUUGAAGCACCCGUCACAGUGUGCGGAGACAUACACGGCCAAUUUUAUGACCUUAUGAAAUUAUUCGAAGUAGGAGGACCACCCGCCAGUACAAAAUACCUUUUUCUCGGUGAUUAUGUUGAUAGAGGAUAUUUUAGUAUAGAGUGCGUGUUGUACCUGUGGGCGCUGAAGCUGUGUUAUCCUACAACCCUUUUUCUCCUUCGCGGCAACCACGAGUGUCGCCAUUUAACAGAAUAUUUCACCUUUAAGCAAGAAUGUAAAAUAAAAUAUUCGGAACGUGUAUAUGAUGCGUGUAUGGAGGCUUUCGACUGCCUGCCGCUCGCGGCGCUCAUGAACCAACAGUUCCUUUGCGUUCACGGCGGUUUAUCUCCAGAAAUACACAAUUUAGACGACAUACGAAAGUUAGACAGAUUUAAAGAGCCGCCCGCUUUCGGUCCGAUGUGCGACCUGCUGUGGUCGGAUCCGUUAGAAGAUUUCGGCAAUGAGAACAACGCAGAACACUUUUCACACAAUUCCGUUAGGGGGUGCUCAUAUUUUUACAGCUACGCAGCCUGUUGCGACUUCCUACAAAAUAAUAACCUUUUAUCAAUAAUUAGGGCGCACGAAGCACAAGAUGCGGGUUAUAGGAUGUACAGGAAAAGUCAAACGACCGGCUUCCCAUCGUUAAUCACAAUAUUCUCAGCACCGAAUUAUCUGGACGUGUAUAACAAUAAGGCGGCCGUUUUGAAAUACGAGAACAACGUGAUGAACAUACGCCAAUUCAACUGUUCGCCGCAUCCGUAUUGGCUGCCGAACUUCAUGGACGUGUUCACGUGGUCGCUGCCCUUCGUCGGCGAAAAGGUCACCGAGAUGCUGGUGAACGUGCUCAACAUCUGUUCCGACGACGAGCUCGUGUCGGACGGCGACGACGCCCUCGAAGAAGCGAAACAGGCAAAAAUAGUUAUAAAAAAACCUGCAGCAAACUUAAGGAAGGAGGUUAUCCGUAACAAGAUCAGGGCGAUCGGAAAGAUGGCAAGAGUGUUCUCGGUCCUAAGGGAGGAGAGUGAAUCGGUCCUGCAACUCAAGGGACUCACACCGACGGGGGCGCUGCCACUCGGAGCACUAUCCGGAGGAAAAACCAGCCUCAAGAACGCGUUGCAGGGUUUCUCACCGAACCACAAGAUCACGACAUUCGCCGAGGCGAAGGGCCUGGACGCGAUCAACGAGCGCAUGCCGCCCAGGAAGGACGCGCUGCCCUCGCCCGCCGAGGAAACGCCACAGGACCACAAUCACACCCAAUCCAAUGCACACUCGUGAGCUACACUUAACUAGGACAUCACACAUGCCAUCUGCAAGGUGUUACGUAAUGGUUCAGUGUUUCCUGUGCAGUGGCGCUCACACCUCUUACAUAUUACAUCUUUACUAGUUUCUAGGAACAUUAUUAUCAUUGGGACGACAGGUUCGUCUAAUAAUACGUCUGGAACAAGUAGCUGGUCUGCUUCCUCUCUCUGUACUCGUACUCGUACUCGUACUCGUACUACCUACGCUGAUCGUGCCUCGCUUUUGCACACUGCUCUACUGCUAACUUAAAAGGAAAAAAACUUCGUGCUUUUUUCGGACCCACUCUCGUCCGACUACAUUCCAUAUAUUUACUCGGUUUUUAACUGUAGCACCUACGGGUUUAGGCGCCCCGAUCCUUUUUUCAUUUACACCAAAAAAAUAAAAAAAAUAAUGAUAAUAUUAUUAUCUAUUAAGUAUCAGUGUUAAUGUAUUUGUCUCAUAUUGAAAAUUUGUUGUAACCAGUAGAGUCAGUAGUGUAAAUUUAAUAUAUUAUAGAUAUAUUAAAUUAAUAAAAAUAUUCAACCACGCGGGGAAAUUAAAAAUAAGCAAAUUCACAAAAAGCAUCACCAAUCACCAGUAUUCUGUCUUUCAAAACAAACAAAUCAACUGUCUGCAACAACCACAAUAUUUUUAAUUUCCCUGAACUGUACAGGCGUAACCACUUUGAAAAUUUGUUUAUUUACACCUUAAAUCACACACGAUCCGAUUAAAGAAAGGUGUUUAGACCUGUACACUGAGUAAAAAAAAUUGUAUGUCGGUCAGCGGUGUGAAACAGCGAGCUGGAACUGGCUGGUCGCACGUGUUGAGUGAUAUAAAGCGUGCCAUACCUUCUACCACCUGUUGUCGCCCAUCAUCUUCUCCCCCCUGUUACUUCCCCCUUAUAAAAAAAACAUAAUUUUCAUCCAAUCACUAUGUGUGUUAAUUUAAAGAUAUUGCUAUAAAUAUUUAAUUCAUAUGCCGAGUUAAAAAUAAAUGAAAAAUGUCAUUGUGCGAUAUAAGUACAUUUAUCUCUCUAUUAAUAUUAAAUUUUUGAUUUAAUAUUGACGUAAGAAUUACACUAAGAAUUACACAUCUUUGCUACGAGUUGUACUUAUUUUAAUUUUGAUUGUACAAAUUGUGUUAUACUAUUAAAUGGUUAAUAUUAACUGUGCUCUUUGUCUGAGUGAGACAUUCGAAAUCAAGUUGAAAAACUAAUGUAUAUAAGUGUACAAAUAUGUGUUAUACGAGUCAUGUUUUCCCACCCUUUUGCAGAAUAUAAAUUUGAAUCUCCAGCACCAUAUAUAAAUAUAAAUAUACAUAAUAUAUAAAAUAAAAAUGUAAUGUACAAGAGGAGAGGAACCAUUUCGCUCAGACACAGAGUUGGUAUGAAUGUUUGAACUUCUGUUGUAUGCCAGUGUGUUAAAUUAUAUAUCUAUUAAUCUUAUUGAAUUCUGUAAAUUUACUCUAUAAUAUAUUAUUAUAUACAUAUAAUAUUAUGGUAUAGUUAAUUACUAGGUAAUAUCUCAACCAACUAUCGGAUAACUUUAGAAAAAUAUCAAAAAUUUCAUAUGGCGUCCCUUAACUUUUAUACAAAAUCAAUUAUAAAAUUGCUUGUACUUCUUGAAGGCUUUUUACUGACAACUGUUAACGAUUUACGUGUGCAAUUUAGUUUUGUAACUUUUUUUAUGUGACUGAUAUUUAAACUUGUACAUUACGUACCAUUUAUUUAGUCUUAAAAAUCCACAUUAAUACAAACAAAAAUAUGUAUCAAAGUUUGGGGCAUAUUUUUAAUCGUUUGACCAAUUUUAGAUCUUCACAAUUUACCGUCUCACACAAAACACUUUCGUAACAAUUAUGGAACAAAAAUAUGAGAAAAGUAGCACCAAAAUUCUACAUUCCCAAUGUCGAUUAUCGUGAACUUUUCGCUCGAGUCUUCCAUAAUUUACUUUUAAUUUGAAACCUUGUCCAAUAUACGAACCUGUUUAUUAUGUCAUCGAGGAUUGAUUUGUUUUGGAGCAGUUUGUUGUGCAGACACGGAACUGGUCAAUUUUUAAAAUUAUAUUUAGAUGUGUUGACCUAAUCACUCUGUUUAUUACCAUCUUGUAAAUUUGUUAACUAGUCAUUUAAUUCACUACCUCUCAUUUGUACAUAACAGAAUUAGCUAGUGUUUUUUCUAAAUAAAUGCAUAAUUUAUUAAUGUGUAAUAUAAAUGUAGCUGUUCUAAAAAAAUUAAUGAAAAAUGUACUGUGGUAUGAAUAAGCAAUAAAAUGACAUAUUAGAAUAACUAAUCCGAAAUUUUCGUCAACUGUUGGUGAUUAGCUCGCAUCUUCUAAAUAUAUUUUUAAUUUAUAUGUUUAGAUCAUGACCUUUAGUUGUGUUCUGACUGAAUACAUUGAUUACCGAUAUUUUGGUGUUUUCCGUUCAGAUUUCGAUAUAUCUCGUUUGCCGCCAACAACCGGAGAGGUAAAAAAGAAAUAGAAAAAAAAAGGCGAAGGCAUAUAUCAAUAUCUGAAUGAUCUAUUUGUUGCUACAUACCAUUGUAAAUGUUGAACAUCUCCAAUAGCUUGGACUGUCCAAGCAAUAAGUAAGCGAUUAUUUGUGAUAGCUAUCCUUAAUUUUGAAUAGCUUUGUGUAUUUUCUCUUGGUAUUAUAACGCAAUUGCCGCCAAAAUGUUCGACACGUGCAAUUCCAAUAUAACAUCAAGAUUUGAUGCAUUUUUGAAAAUAAAACUUUAAAAAUUGUAUAAAUAUAAACUAUCUAUAUGCCUUCAUACUUCCUAACUUAUUAUUAUUAUUAUAAUUAUAUAUAAUAAUGCACUGAAGUAUUUGGGAUGUUAGACUUUUAAUACUUUAGUACUAUCACUGUGCCACUUUUAGUGGACGUUUUAAUAUUAAUCUCGGUACUGGAAUUCUGCACCCGAUGCAAACGCCACUUUUACUAUCUACUACCCUACAUACAUAUUUAACGAGCUACUAUUAAUUACACUUAAAAACGGUUUCAAAACACCCAACAUAUUCUACCACAUCACUUUUCUAUUUUUUGUAAAACGUAAAGUAAAUAAUGGUAGCUUAAACUCGUUCGUUCGUUUAUUCGUUCAUCCAACUAAAUGUGUCGAUAUAAUUCAAACGCAAAAAGGUACUUUUUAAGACAUGCUUUUGUGUGCUUUUAAAUAUUGAAUUUCAGUUAUCAAAGAAUAUUUUGUCUAAAUUCUCGUGUAUUAAAAAGUAUUCCACUCAUAUUUCUUAUAUUUUCAGCAUAAAAUGGAUCAAGGAAAAUUACAUUAAUUUCGAGCAGAGAAAGUGGUUGUUUGUUUUCAUGUGCUUUUCCAAUACAUAUAGAAUUAGCUGAAUGUUUUUAAAUAAUUGAAUAUACAUUAUAUACAUAUUAAAAAUGCGUUGAUAUAAUUCAUAUCAAACGAAAUGUGCAAUUUAAGAUGGAAACUUCUAAAAAAAGUUAUGCAUGUUACAUUUGACAGUUGUUUAUCUGUGAUCGCCUUGCGUUUCUGAAUUUUGUGUUUUUAAUUCUUCUGUCGAGCAUAUGGGUUUAUUAUGACGUAAUCAUUCUACGUUUCAAUUGUACUGGAUAUUUUGAUUUGUGUUCUUAUUAAAUAUACAUGAUUGAAAAUAUCUUUCUCUUCAA
Molecule: messenger RNA, 5284 nt
Organism: Aethina tumida (small hive beetle)
Lineage: Eukaryota; Metazoa; Arthropoda; Insecta; Coleoptera; Nitidulidae
Product: serine/threonine-protein phosphatase 2B catalytic subunit 3
Exons: 14
Coding region: 113-1642 (509 amino acids)
Biological process (GO): calcineurin-mediated signaling
Cellular component (GO): cytoplasm; calcineurin complex
Molecular function (GO): calmodulin binding; calmodulin-dependent protein phosphatase activity
Source: RefSeq, a predicted model, not a curated record